Messenger RNA from Talpa occidentalis (Iberian mole), 6175 nucleotides. It is a transcript of the gene MEGF9, whose product is annotated as multiple EGF like domains 9. The record is from RefSeq and is a predicted model, not a curated record. Gene Ontology annotation, cellular component: basement membrane. Gene Ontology annotation, molecular function: extracellular matrix structural constituent. The transcript has 6 exons. Bases 122 to 1930 code for a protein of 602 amino acids. Gene Ontology annotation, biological process: axon guidance. Lineage: Eukaryota; Metazoa; Chordata; Mammalia; Eulipotyphla; Talpidae.
GGGGCCGGCCGCCUGUCAGAGGGAGGUGGCGAUGGUGCGCCCGGUGGCGGCUGCGGCGGCUUCCCCGGUCGGAGGGCAGCGCGGAGACGGUGACUGACCGACCGGCCGGCCGACUGAAUGAAUGAAUGGCGGAGCCGAGCGCGCCAUGAGGAGCCUGCCGAGCCUGGGCGGCCUCGCCCUGUUGUGCUGCGCCGCGGCCGCGGCCGCCUCAGCCGCCUCGGCGGGGAAUGUCACCGGCGGCGGCGGGGCCGCGGGGCAGGUGGAAGCCUCGCCCGGCCCGGGGCUGGGGGGCGAGCCCGGUCACCCCGUCCCUGAGGCCCCGGCUCCCACGGCCCGGGCCCCCAGGACUGGAGCCCCGCGCGCUCCUGCCCAGCGCCCCUUGGCCGCGUCCGCCUCAGCCCCGCUCCCCGAGACCACCCGUCCCCGCGCGACCGCCGGACCCGCUCCCGCCAGCGUCCCGGCGCCGCCCGGGCCCGCGCCGCCCACCGCUCGCACUGCGGAACGCGCGCCCGCCGCCCCCCGGGCCACGGCCGGCCCCGAGCCGACCACCCUCUCGACGACCGCGGGCCCGGCGCCCACCACCCCUGGAGCGCCCACCGCUCCCGCGCCCACCGCUGCGCCGACCCCGGGGCGCAGCAGCGGCAGCAGCGGCAGCAGCAGCAGCAGCAGCACCUUCCCUCCCACCCCACCUGCCACCGAGGCCCCCUCUCCGCCUCCCCCAGAAUAUUUAUGUAAUUGCUCUGUGGCUGGAAGUCUGGAUGCGAAUCACUGCAACCAGACCACAGGACAGUGUGAAUGUCACCCAGGUUAUCAGGGGCUGAGCUGUGAAACCUGCAAAGAGGGCUUUUACCUGAAUCACACUUCUGGGUUCUGUCUGCCAUGUCACUGUAGUCCACAUGGAGCCCUCAGCAUACUGUGUAACAGUUCUGGGAAAUGCCAGUGCAAAGUGGGUGUCAUUGGCUCUACGUGUGAUCGUUGCCAAGAUGGAUAUUAUGAUUUUAGUAAGAGUGGUUGCUUGCCCUGCCAAUGCAAUAAUCGAUCUGCCAGUUGUGAUGCCCUCACAGGUGCUUGCUUAAAUUGCCAAGAAAAUAGCAAAGGAGAUCAUUGUGAAGAAUGCAAAGAAGGAUUUUAUCAGAGUUCUGACACCAAGAAAGAAUGUCUUCGCUGCCCUUGCUCAGCAGUGACAUCUACAGGCAGCUGUAUCAUGAAAUUGGGUGAAUUAGAACCUAAAUGUGUCCAGUGUAAAGAUGGCUACACAGGCCAGAACUGCAAUAAAUGUGAAAAUGGCUAUUACAAUUCUGACAGCAUUUGUAUAAAGUGCCAAUGCCAUGGCCACGUGGACCGCAUUAAAACUCCAAAAAUCUGUAAGCCUGAGAGUGGUGAAUGCAUCAACUGUCUCCAUAACACCACUGGAUUUUGGUGUGAGAACUGCCUAGAAGGUUAUGUUCGAGACCUCGAGGGAAAUUGCAUCAAGAAAGAAGUUAUUGUUCCAACACCUGAAGGUUCUACCAUUUUGGUUUCCAAUGCCUCUUUGACCACAUCAGUGCCCACCCCUGUUAUAAAUAGUACAUUUAUCCCCACAACCCUGCAGACUAUCUUUCCAGUAAGCUCUUCUGAAAACAGCACAUCAGCUCUAGCUGAUGUAUCAUGGACCCAAUUUAACAUCAUCAUUUUGACAGUCAUCAUCAUUGUGGUGGUGCUGCUGAUGGGAUUUGUGGGGGCCGUCUACAUGUACCGGGAGUACCAAAACCGCAAGCUCAAUGCCCCCUUUUGGACCAUCGAGCUGAAAGAAGACAAUAUCAGCUUCAGCAGCUACCAUGACAGCAUUCCCAAUGCAGAUGUGUCAGGGUUGUUGGAAGAUGAUGGCAAUGAGGUGGCUCCCAAUGGGCAGCUGACCCUGACGACGCCCAUACAUAACUACAAAGCCUAAGAAGCCAGAACUUCACUCCUGGCCUGUCAGACUGAGUGCUGGCUAAGGCAGCAUCAGCUCCUGGCCAAACAAAGCCUGGAUAGAGGUUGCUGAGAAAGCAAAGGCCUGUAGCACAUCCAAAAUUUUCAGGUGUAAAUUUGUAAUGUACUUGGCCUGUUGCUCUUAGUUUUCCAAUGAAGAGCUGAAGCAUUCACUGUCAGUGAGGACUUGAAGAAAAGUAUAUUUUUGUACCAAACCACGUGGGAGUAUAGAAAGGCUGAGCUCUGUAGUGCAGCCCAAAUCCACCUCCAAACAGAUUCCUGGGGAAGUGUUCACCGAACCAGAGGAAACAGGAUGAUAGAUGUGGAGGGCAAGAGACUCCCAGAAGACUUCCUCUCCAUUCCUGAAACAUUUGUUUUUAAGGGGGGUAGGGGAUGAUACUCAUUGUAUUGUCCAGAGGACAUCAUUGAGGAAAAGCUGAUGUCUGCUCUGUAUUGCAGUGAACAAUCUUGAUUGUUUUUACAAUAGGGACAGAAGAGAUCCAAGAAGAUCUGCAGGACUUGAUUUUCACUUCUAGAAUUUUUGCUGAAUGGUAGGAUUAAAGCACAGGAUAAGCUUCUAAUGACAGAGAGAGGAAGGCAGUGUCUGAGAGCAGGAAGCUGAUGGUCCUCCUUAGGAUCUCAGUGUAAAAUGAUAAGUUGUCUAAAAAUAAGGACUGUUCCUGCCUUUAGAGAAAUAAGGUGUAUAUAGUUAAUGUAGCAUAUCUGGUCAACAUUGCAUUUGUAUCUAUUUGUAAAAAAAAAUCAUGUCAUAUUUUAUCCUCUAGAAUUUAUUUGUACAGCAGCUAAUGGUGUAAAAAGAAAAUAUGGGAAUUGGUUAAAAUACUGUAAAAUAGAGGCAAUAUUGCUAGAGCUGGGACUCUGGUGAGCAUCAGUCAUUUUUAGUUCCUAUUUGGACAUUGUUGAAAUUUAUAAAAUAUUGAAUGUUUCUAAUCUUUCCUUCCCUUUCUCAAUCUAAAAGUAGAGUAAUAUGUACUUUGACUUACUCUAGACUCAAGCAAUAGAUUUUUAAUCGGUCAUAGUCAAGCUGGGACACAGGCUGUACUCUCCAAACUACUCACCUAUAAACAUUAGCCACUCUAUACAUUUUACAUAGUGAUGUAGAGCAUACCUUUAUCAAAGGAAGAGGUUUUUUUUUUUUUUUAAUUUAAAAGAUAGUCUUCCAAAGGAAUUAGAAGUAUUUUAGUUCCAAAAGAAAAGCCAUCAUAUCACUUGGGAUUCCCCAUUUUUGUGCCUGUCCUGUGAAAUACUUUUAUUCUUGCCCACCAGAAUAUCUCCAACAUCUGCUAGCCUCUCACUCGCGUCACGGGGCACGUGCCGCCACCUGCAGUGCUGCAGUCCUCCUCUCUUCUUGUCCCAUUAGAGGGGUAGUUGCGUGGGUGUGGUUAGUCCUUACUUUUAGAUGUAGUUUUUCCCUAGAGUCCAUCUAUCAUUGCCCUCAUCUCUUAUGAUAGUGACACGUAGUGGAUGAAGUAAGUCAGAAAAAGUAGCCAGAAGUCAAAUAUAGAUAUUUACUAGGAAGAACAGCAAACUAUCAAGUGGUUAGGACAAAAGCAAAGACUUAGUACAGUAGACCUAAGAAAUCCAAGUUGACAACUCUGUCUGACUUCUUCAGAGAAAGAUCUGGAAUUUGGUGUUCCCUCUAUAGGAGACCCCUAUGUCAUUCUUGGGGUUUGGAGAUGAUGUUCUGGAGGAUGUACAGACAUAUAAUCUCUUUCUGGUAACCCGAGGGAAUCCAUAUUCUUCGCCAUUGCUUGUGAGAGUAGAGAUUACUCUGUAUUACAUGACAUUAAAAUCAGUAACUGCAGUUUGUAAAGCGCCUUGCCAUAUGUACAUCCCUUGUUCCUCACCAUAGCCCCCUGAGGAAGUAAUUAUCCAUUUUGUAGGGGAGGUUAAAUGUCUUGUUCAAGGCAAUGCAAUAUGUCAUUAGGCUUGACAUCAGGACUCCUAACCCUGAAGCUCACAUUCUUUCAAUUCUGCUGAUGUAGAAAUUUCCAAGUCAUGGAUACAGGAGGCUAGAAGAGAGAGUCCCAUCUGUGAAUGUUUCUAUUUUUUGUAAAUACAAGGUGCAAUCCAGGGCCACACAGCUUGAAGGGCUUUGUGGAAUGAACACAGGAGGAUUACUAUCUGAAGCCAGUAUUGGUGAUAAGAAAACAAAGCUACCAGUUUCAUUAGAGUGAAUUAAUCCUUACAAGUUGGGAGGGGAUUCCUGCUUUCCCCAGCGGCUGCCACAUAUGUGUAUACAGAUGGUGCACUGCGCUUCCAAUGAAUUGUGGGAAGUGGCAGACCCUCUCCUAGAACUCUACGCUCUCAAAGUCAGGCACUGAGGAUGGUGAAAAAUAAACGUUGGUUCAAUAGCAGUUAAACCAGUAGAGAAAUAGGAGUGCUGUUAGGGUCUAAGAGCCACGCCAGUAGUCUGGAUUCUGGCCACGUAGGGAUUUUCUGACACAGACCUUAAAAGGUACUGCAGAGAUUGACUUACAAAACCUGUUUACCUUUAAACACCUAACAGCUCCCAGGUCAUAUUCUUAAUUUUUCCCAGUGGGGAAAAAAGUUAAGGCCUUAAAUUUUGUUUUAAAUAAUAUUCUUUAGUGUCCUCUGCUUUUUACAGGUGGAAAUAAUUUUGCUCUAAAAUAUCAAUCAAUCAUGAAGUGGUUUACCACCAAAAUCAAACUAGGAAACCAGUAUGGAAUGCGUUACAUAGCAUUCAUUCCUCUAAAGGCAUGAUCCCCCAUGAACCAUGGCAUUCAGCACAGGAUCCCAUCAAUCCUUUAGCAGACCUGCUACUGGAAGAAUUUUUUUGGUCUAAAGACUAGAAAUGUGUUUAUUUUCAAAUAAGGUAAGAUUAGUGUGAAUCUUAUUGAUAAAUAACAGGUACUGCUAUUUAAUGAUACUUUUAUUUUCAUUAAUUCAUUUCAGUGAGCCCUUGUGCAUUUCUGACAACCUAAGUAGUGUAGCUAGAUAUGUUGUCCUCCUUUACUUGCCCCUCCUUCCUUCCCUCCACCCUUUAGCUCCCAGAGGUCUCUUAUUAAUGGAAUUUCUCCAGUUGUAGAGAAAAAGGAUAAUAAAAACUAAACCUCGUUUAUACUAAGGUCCUAUGGACUUAAUGUGUUACUUUUAGGGGUACCUGAAUUUUAAGAGAGGAGAACAGAACAGACAUGGAAUGAGAGAAGAGAGAUUUUUGGGGGGAUAAGCCUCAAAUUGCAUGGCUAUUCUCUAGCCCCAGUAUUCCCAAGAAAAUUGACCGUUAAAGCAACACUCGCUGACCCAGAGUUCACUUUGGUCAGCUGAGUGCCUUCAGGACAUUUAGCCCUUCUUGUGCUGUUUUGGAGGAAGAGAAAUAAAGAAAUAGUACUUAAUGCUGUCAGCCUCAACUGGGACUGGGUUAUUAGAUCAUUCACCUUAGUCCUAAUUUUUUUUGUAGGCCAUAUAGUAAAUAUAACACCACUGAUAAUGAACAUUCCCUGGUUCUUAUAUUUUGAAAUAUGUGGAUGGGGGGUGAAUUUAUACUAUUCUCUGGCAAAAAGUUAAGAGAAGAAAAAAGCAACCCAGUAAAAGCUGUUAGAACAAGGAAAGCAUUCUGAAUUCACCCACAAAGAUCCUUUGGUGUGUUAUGAUCUUCUUGAUAUUAAGGCAUUUAGGAGGUAAAAUGAGUUUGGUGUGUGCAGGGGAGUAAUGAAAAAUGAAUGCAAGUUCUCUCUUUAACCCUGAGCCAAUGACUAUGCCAAGGGGAAAAGCAGGAAGAACACACCGAUUCACCUGAAGAAGUCAAAUAUACUAUCAAGUGGAAUAAAGGUUAUGGAUUAUUGAAAUGCCAGUGGUUAAAUGAUGCUUGUUCAAAGGCAGCUAGGGAUCUUCCUUGUUACUUGUAUGCAUAUGCAAUAACUGCAACAUGGCCUGAAAGUGAGCCCAGUGCUUCAGAUCUUGUUCCAAAAGUUAAAUGAUUGAAAGCUGAGUUUUAAUCCUAGGCAUAAGCACUCUGUAACUUGUAAAAUUUCAACCCAAGCAAUUUGGGAUUGUGUCUGAAACAUUAAACUUGUAUUUAUGUCACUAAAAUUCUAACACAAAUUUUAAAAACGUGUCUCAUACAUAUGCUGUCCUAGGCUUCAUUAUGCAUUUCUAAUUUGUGUAUGAUUUGAAUAUAUGAAAGAAUUUAUACAAGAGUGUUAUUUAAAAUUAUUAAAAAAAUAAAUGUAUAUAAUUUGUA